AGUCUACAUUCUACAUUUGGUAGGAAAUUUCUCGCUAGUAGAUUGUCCAGUCGUAUCUGAUCACUUCUCGUAUCUUUGAUCAUGUUGGCUCGGUAUUGUCUAAGUGUGUUCUGUAUUGUUGGAUGGUUUCAGUCAGGGUAUUCAUCAGUCUGUUCCAGCCCACUUGGAAUGCAAUGCCAUACAAUACCAUGCAGCUCAAUAACUGCGUCGUCUGUGAGAAACUUCCGGCACAAAGCAUGCAAAGUAAGACUUUCCUCAGGUCUGCAUUACUACAAACCCACUUGGACGUGUUGUGGUUGGUCCCCAUCUCCAUAUGACAUCAAGCCAUGGUUACAGAUCUACCUGCGACACCCCCACAUUAUUACUGGAGUAGUUACCCAAGGCGGCUGCGCUAAAAGAGCUUUGAACUCGGUCACUGCUGGGUAUAAAAUGUCGUAUAGUAUGGACGGUAACACGUGGAUAUUUUACCGAACAGUUACUGGAGCUAUCAAGAAUUUUUCUGGUGACGCAAACCCGAACACAGUCGUAAUGAACGUUAUAAGGCCAGUCAUAACAGCAAUUUACGUCAGAAUACAUCCCGUCACUUGGACUGGUGUUCAAUCUCUACGUGUUAAGCUUUAUGGAUGUGUAGAUGUAAAUGAGUGUCAGUCCAAUCCCUGUAGAAAUGGUGCUACAUGCAACAAUCUUGUCCAGAACUACUCAUGUACAUGUAUCGCAGGAUUUACAGGAAAAAACUGUGAACACAAUAUAGAUGAUUGUAAGCCGGAUCCAUGUAUAAAUGGAGGAACAUGUUUUGACCUGGUGAAUGACUUUAAAUGUGCAUGCAGACCUGGUUGGAUGGGGAAAAUCUGCCAGACAAACCUUGGUCCCGAUUGUACCUGCGUGAAUGGUGCAACAUGUACUGAUACUGUUGAUGGGUUCAGAUGCAUCUGCCGUCUAGGUUUUACCGGGAAAAACUGUGAACUAAAUAUAAAUGAAUGUGAAUCAAAGCCAUGUAGAAAUGGAGGAACAUGUUCUGACCUGGUCAAUGAUUACAAAUGUGCGUGUAGACCUGGCUAUGUAGGAAAACAUUGCGAGAUAGACCUUGGUCCCGAUUGUACCUGCGUGAUUGGUGCAACAUGUACUGAUACUGUUGAUGGGUUCAGAUGCAUCUGCCGUCCAGGUUUUACCGGGAAAAACUGUGAACUAAAGAUGGAUGAACUCAUAAAUGGCUAACGAAUUGCACAUAUAUCAGUUUUCCCUCAAAAACGCAUUAAAAGUGCAUCCCAACAAAGUUCCUAGCCCUGCCUAUAUUUGUAAUACGGCAUAAAAACAACCCUCUGCUAUAAACUGGAUCGAAAUAUGGCGACCAAUUUGAAUAACUAUUGUUCUGCACCGUACAUGUGAAAACGCUUUCAAUUAUGCUUCCACGUGAAUAAGAGGCUGAGUCAGUCGCUAGUCAGUGUAAACAAUAGUUAUUCAAAUUGAUUGCCAUAUUUUGAUUCGGUUUAUGACAGCAAAUAUAAGUCCAAGCAAUUUAAAGGGAGUUCAAAUCUAGAUGGGCUUUGAAAAAACGCUUCAACAGGUGGUGAUAACAUUAAAAUUUUUACUAUUAACUACAGUAUAACACAUUCUUGUAAGAAUGAAAUGAAACUAGAAAAAGAGAUAGUGUAUGAUUAUGUGCCGGCUGCCAUAUAUAGCUUGCCUGUGGUUGGUUGGCAGUCCUGCAUUGCUCGAUUUAUCAUCCAUCAUCUGCUGUCAUGUGAUAACUCAAAACCUCGAUAAUGAAGAGUUGUAUUCAGGGUAAAUAUGCAUAAAUAAACAAUAAACAAUU
Molecule: messenger RNA, 1813 nt
Organism: Actinia tenebrosa (Australian red waratah sea anemone)
Lineage: Eukaryota; Metazoa; Cnidaria; Anthozoa; Actiniaria; Actiniidae
Product: retinoschisin
Biological process (GO): Notch signaling pathway
Molecular function (GO): Notch binding; calcium ion binding
Source: RefSeq, a predicted model, not a curated record